AUGGAUUCCAGUCUCCUCCAGGCAAUUGAGGAAAUUGAGAAUUUUUUCCAGCAUCUCUCUGAGCGACAUACAAAAUGGGCAGAAACCCCAGAUGCACCAGAACCACAGAACUGUAUGCCUCUGACUGCCCAUGCUGAGGAGAGCCAACAUGAGUCAACCCGGAGCAAGACGAUGCCUCCCCUGGGGCCCACAAUGAUGACUUCUGCAUGCACUAACAUCCCUGGGACAGUUCUCACCCAGGACUUAACAAUGCACCCUCUUAAAGACCUUGAUAUGGCCCUUGAAGACCUAAAUGAGACUUAUUCCAUGGGCCAGAAAGUGACUUCCUUUGAUCAGAUAAAACACACAGCAGGCUCCCAGAUGACAGAUGUUACUGACACCCCAAAGUCAUCACCCACUGAUUGCCAGAAGACAGCCAUCACUGCAAGCAAAAUGACAAUCUCCAAUGAAAGUAACCAGCUGAACACCCCAAGUAGUGACCAGACCCUCACUGAGAGUCAGAUACCAGCCCUGCAUGGAGAACAGAUGAAGACCCUCAGUGAUAACCAGACUCUCUGUGGGGACCAGGUGACCUUCAGUAGUGACCAGAUCUUCACUGAUAGUCAUACAGUGACUUCCAGUGGCGAUGAGGCCCUCUCUGGGGGCCAGAUGACAACCAGCCUAGACCUCUAUGGAGGGCAAAUGAUGACUUCCACUGAUAACCAGACCCUCUGUGGGGAGCAAGUGACAACCACCACUGGUAACCAGGCCCUCUACAGGGAGCAGAUGACGACCUCCACUGGUAACCAGGCCCUCUGUGGAGAGCAGAUGACGACCUCCACUGGUAACCAGGCCAUCUGUGGAGAGCAGAUGACGACCUCCACUGGUAACCAGGCCCUCUACGGGGAGCAGAUGACGACCUCCACUGGUAACCAGACCCUCUACGGGGGGCAGAUGACGACCUCCACUGGUAACCAGACCCUCUACAGGGAGCAGACAAUGACCUCCACUGGUAACCAGGCCCUCUGUGGAGAACAGAUGACGACCUCCACUAGUAACCAGACCCUCUACGGGGAGCAGAUGACGACCUCCACUAGUAACCAGACCCUCUAUGGGGAGCAGAUGACGACCUCCACUAGUAACCAGACCCUCUACGGGGAGCAGAUGACGACCUCCACUAGUAACCAGACCCUCUACGGGGAGCAGAUGACGACCUCCACUAGUAACCAGACCCUCUACGGGGGACAGAUGACGACCUCCACUGGGAACCAGACCCUCUACGGGGAGCAGGUGACGACCUCCACUAGUAACCAGACCCUCUACGGGGGACAGAUGACGACCUCCACUGGGAACCAGACCCUCUACGGGGAGCAGGUGACGACCUCCACUGGGAACCAGACCCUCUACGGGGAGCAGAUGACGACCUCCACUAGUAACCAGACCCUCUACGGGGAGCAGAUGACGACCUCCACUGGGAACCAGGCCCUCUGUGGGGAGCAGGUGACGAUCUCCACUAGUAACCAGACCCUCUACGGGGAGCAGAUGACGACCUCCACUGGGAACCAGGCCCUCUGUGGGGAGCAGGUGACGAUCUCCACUAGUAACCAGACCCUCUACGGGGAGCAGAUGACGACCUCCACUAGUAACCAGACCCUCUACAGGGGACAGAUGACGACCUCCACUGGGAACCAGACCCUCUACGGGGAGCAGGUGACGACCUCCACUAGUAACCAGACCCUCUAUGGGGAGCAGAUGACGACCUCCACUGGGGACCAGGCCCUCUGUGGGGAGCAGGUGACGACCUCCACUAGUAACCAGACCCUCUGUGGGGAGCAGAUGACGACCUCCACUGGGAACCAGACCCUUUACGGGGGACAGAUGAUGACCUCCACUGGUAACCAGACUGUCUGUAGAGAGCAGAUGAUGACCUCCACUAGUAACCAGACCCUCUACGGGGGGCAGAAUAUGACCUCCAUUGACAACCAGGCUCUCUGUGGAGGCCAGAUGGCAACAUAUAGUGGCAACCCGACCCUCAAUGGGGACCAGAUGCUGACUCUUCAGGUGGGCAAUAUGACAAUGCUCACUAAUGACCACAGCCUUUAUGGGGGAUAUAUGAUAUCCCAUCAGUUCUCAUCAUUGCCACACCCAGGAUUCCCAUGCUUUUCAAGUUCCCAUUUGAUUCAAGGACAAGUUCCAGAAAAGCAGAAGACACAGAGCUGCCAGUUCUGGAAGAAUCCUGAGGUUUCGAGGCCCUACAUCUGCACUUACGAGAACUGCAAGAAGUCUUAUAAAAAGGCUUGCCACCUCCGAACCCAUAUGCGCAAGCACACCGGGGAGAAGCCCUACAUAUGCGAUGUAGAAGGAUGUACAUGGAAAUUCACCCGCUCAGAUGAGCUCAACAGACACAAGAAAAGGCACACUGGGGAACGGCCUUACCUGUGUUCAAUAUGCAACAAGAAUUUUGCAAGAUCUGAUCACCUAAAGCAGCAUGCAAAGGUCCACAAUGUUCACCCAGGAUUAUGA
This is a messenger RNA of Rhinopithecus roxellana (golden snub-nosed monkey), 2502 nucleotides long. It is a transcript of the gene KLF18, whose product is annotated as Kruppel like factor 18. The coding region runs from base 1 to 2502 and encodes 833 amino acids. Gene Ontology annotation, molecular function: DNA-binding transcription factor activity, RNA polymerase II-specific; RNA polymerase II cis-regulatory region sequence-specific DNA binding. The record is from RefSeq and is a predicted model, not a curated record. The transcript is spliced from 2 exons. Gene Ontology annotation, biological process: regulation of transcription by RNA polymerase II. NCBI's taxonomy places the organism in Eukaryota, Metazoa, Chordata, Mammalia, Primates, Cercopithecidae.